Molecule: messenger RNA, 978 nt
Organism: Lineus longissimus
Lineage: Eukaryota; Metazoa; Nemertea; Pilidiophora; Heteronemertea; Lineidae
Exons: 1
Coding region: 1-978 (325 amino acids)
Source: RefSeq, a predicted model, not a curated record
AUGUCAGCAAAUGGAUGCCCCACAGAACGAAUAUCUUCGUUUGUAGACAGCUUCCUGCAACCACUGGUCAAAACAACGAGAUCCUUCAUCAAGGAUACAACACACUUUUUACGGGUAUUACGCGACAUAGGCCAACUCCCUGACGACGCACUACUGGUGACCCUGGACGUCACCUCCCUGUACACCAACAUCCCACAUUUAGAAGGGAAAACGGCUGUGGAACGCAUUUUAGCACCCCACCGCGACACCAAUACAAUACCCACCAACUUCUCACUUGUCCUGCUCCUGGAUGCAGUCCUCACUAUGAACAACUUUGAGUUCAAUGGGGAAAACUACCUCCAGACCGGAGGUGUUGCCAUGGGUACCAAAGUCGCCCCCUACCUAGCCAACAUCUUCAUGGCACAUUUCGAGGAGACGCACGUCUACACAUACCACCUACAACCCCUCACCUGGGUUAGGUUCAUCGAUGAUGUGUUCCAAAUAUGGACACACGGCCGCAGGGAAUUGGAUCUCUUUAUCCAACAUCUCAAUGAUUGCCACCCGACGAUCAAAUUCACGGCGGAAAUCUCCAGCCAGUCUGUGAAUUUUCUAGACACAGUAGUCAGCAUCAAUGAAGACCGUAAUAUCAUUACGUCCCUAUACUGCAAACCUACUGACGCGCACAACUACCUGCUGUUCUCCUCAGCACACCCGAGACAUUGCCUCAAAAGCACACCCUACAGUCAAUUUCUCAGGAUCCGCCGGAUCUGUAGCCUGGACACAGAUUUUGAGGAAAAUGCCGUCAUGAUCGGCCGCCACUUCAUGCGACGUGGCUACCCUGCACCACUUGUAGAGACAGCCCUCAUCCGGGCCUACCGCACCUCUAGAUCUGAUCUCCUCAGAGAUGAGGCCCCACUGGACACGGACGAUCAACCAGGGACGACUGAGGACAAUUUCUUCCUUAUAUCGACCUUUAUCCCGGGUUUCCAAGCAUUAUAG